AUGACGACGGUUGUGUAUCUUUGCGCUGUGGAAAAUCAUCAGACCCGUGUGUGGUCAGAGUCGGGACAGCGGCUGCGAUGCCAGUUUCCUAAGAAACCAUGGUUUCUGGAGCUUGUUCAAGAGCACGAUUUGGCAGAGUGGCUGUCGGUGCGCAACCGCAAUGAUUCGGUAAAGUUUGCUUUGCACGGCAUCAUGAGCAUAUGUCCCGGCAUUUCGGCAGACGACUUGCUGUCGGAGUAUCCGAAAAGAUCCGAACUAGGGGUGUGGAGAUCCUUCUGGACAGCCCAAGGCAGCUUGUACACGGUCUUGGUGAAGGAGUGCUUGGUUUUCCAAGAACCCCAAGAGGUACACACAUACCUUGAUGUGCGUCAUGCAGAGCCUAGGCCCCUGCGAGGUCGGCCGAAUGCAUUGUCCCCUUUCCUUCCAUCCAAUUGCAAGCCAGAGCGCAUGCUCAAUGUGCCGGGGGUGUUGUGGCAGUGCGAUUCAUCAAGUCGCAUAGGAAACAUGACUGUGCAGGAUGCAUUGCAGCGCUGGGGGUUGGAGCUAACAGAAGCAUCUGUAGCCGUGCCAGUUGUGCAACCAGUCGCAGGGUUGAUCGUAAGAGGUGCUUGGAGUUCCGUUGGUUUGUUAGGGCAUUGGACGCUUCCACAAGAACUUUUCGAAACUGCGGAUUUCCCUCCAGAUGAGCUCAAGGAAAAACUUUUUCGACAGGAGCCGCACUGGUCAACCACCUUGUCGCACCAGCAAGUGUCGUUAAUGGCAGAUCGUGUCAGAUCUUGGGCCCCUGUGCUGUUGACAAACUCGAAUGAGGAGGCAGCUGGCCUCAUGCAGCUAGAGCUUGCAGACAUGAUUCAAUGGUUUGAAACCCUGCAGCGAAAUCUUGAGCAUCAGCCUCGCCCAUCCCACUACCCCAGUCACGUGAUGAUUGCUGCUGUGUUUUUGGCUUUCCUUUUGGGGUCACGAACACACAUGGCUGAGGCCAUUCCACUUGCAUUGAAGCUUGCUUUGCCUGGACUUGAUUUCGACGAUUUGGCCAAGCAUGUCAAGUGCCCCAAAACCACCACAUUAGCACGUGCAUCCACAUACAUGGACUUUGCAUACCUCAUGUUGUGCAGGGAACGUUGGAAGCAAACUCCACACCUGCUUUUCGCCUGGGCUGAUUCCUCCCCGCAAAGUGGGAGAGAGUGGUUCAUGAGUAUGGAGGCCUGCAUUCCCGAAUCCUCCCUUAUUGAGACCUUCCAGGUUGUGAAUAAGCUAAUCAGGGCGAGACCCGACUUGCAGGACCAUUUUGAAUCCCGAGAGUUGGAUCUCGAUGAGCUUCUGCACUGCAGCCGCACAUUGCAGGCAAAUCUCUUGCAUCACAAGAACAUACCUGUAGCAAUGGCCAGUGGUAAGACCAGAUUGGAAGACAAAGUUUCUUGCUUGCUUCACGUGUUGGCCCUUGAAAGCGACAGCCGUGCCUUCUUGACUCAGCAGCUGAGUCGUGUCGUGAGUUGGACCACUGACUUAGGCCUAGAGGUCCAAGUUCCGCAAUUUCAAGCAAAGGAUCCCGAAACUCUUGUACCAACUUGGCUGCACGCAAGCCUUCCGGUAGAGACCGAUGUGCAGGACAUCCCAUCUGAUUCAGAGGUUUCGUUGCAUGAUGGCGAUGGGCAGAAUCUUGCUGCUGCAGAGCAGCCGAGGCUCGACACAUCGUUGAUGCCAAGUUGCCUAAUUGUGCCGGGUCUGUUGCAUGUGUGUCAUAACUUGGCUGCGGAUCUCCAUGAGAAGAUGCAGCUUUGGGAGCCGUUCUGGGAACAGUUGAAGGAUGUGGCUGAACUGUUAGCGGAACGCCACCUUAGGGAGCGCCUCAUCAAUCAAUGUGUCCGUGGAUCAGCAGCAGCCCACCUGGAGCCAGACUUCCAACAAGCAGGUAUGUCGAAACUCUAUGAGAAACGCUGGCAGAAUGUAAUCAGCUGCUUGGAUUGUCUGAUGCCGCUUCUCGAGCCGUUGCGACAGGUGUGGAACUAUGAUACAUAUGUGUCCGACUCAGGCAUUGACAGAUCUGUUCUGCAAGGGGUGGACAAGGCUUUGGGAAGUCCCAUGUUCUUCCACUAUCUUCACAUGGUGUGGGCCGUCCACAAGCUUGUGUUCAAUUUCGAGUGUUGGGUCGAAGGGUGUCCUUGCCAUCAUGAAGUCAGGGAAUUCAGCAAAAAGCGGAAAUUCCGUCUGCACAGGCGCAAACCAGGUUCGGAUGUCUCCGUUAAGCAUUGUCCUAUGAAGGGCAAACGAAGUUGUGAGUUGGCCGUAGGUUGUAUCAACUCCACAUUCGAAGAACUCACCGAGUUGGCACAUUCGAGUUUCAUGGGUAUCGAUGUUUCAGGGUUGCCUGCUCUGACAGAAGAUCACAGAAAUGCGAUCUUGCGUGACUUCGAGUAUGCCAGAGCAUACCUCCAGUUCGGCUUGAAGUCGAAACUUGCGUUCUGGGAGACUGUGCCGUGGCGUCUUUGCGGUUUGGGUCAUCAUUUUGACUCGGUCGCUCGAAACUGUGCCGCCGAAUGCUUGGCAGAAUUCGAUAAGUCAUUGGAGGCAGGUCGGGUUAAAGCAGAGCAUCACCACCCACUUAGUGUGAAAUUCCUGUCCCCCGGUGGGCCGCUGCGGCAAUCUGUCGAAGCCUUCUCUCAGGGGAGCCCAAUGUCCCCUGAUUUGUUGCAGGCUGUGGCCCCCCUAAAAUUUGUGCCCUGUGUAGAGCGCGUGGUGGAAGGAUUGCACCGCGACGUCAAGAUAGCAUCAAAACAUGUUCAGCUUGGCCCCACGAAAGUGUCUAUGACCGUCAGGCUUCCCGAAAUCAAAAGGCAUGUUCAGGAAUCUCCUGAAUUCCUUAGCAGACUGACAGCUGCUUUUGAUCAGAUGCGCAACUUGAAGAAGGCAGCUGCAAUGCUUGGAGUGUUGCAGCACCCCGAGCUGCUACAGCUUCUUCAUGACAAGGUCGUUUCCACAACAGACUGGUGGAUUCGACUUCAAAAGAUCGUGCACCGCUGUGAUUUAUCUGAGCAAUUCGCCGAUUAUCGCGAGGCUAGGGUAGAGCACGACAAAAUCACAAAGAAAAUCCGGGAAGAAACUGCCCGUGUCCAUGAUGCACAGGCCUUGCCCACACCCCGGACGUAUGAUGCCAUCUUUAAGCGUGCAAUUGUUGAUCAUUUUCGAAAGAUGUCUGAUUCCAGCUGUUUCUUCUCGCUGCCUUCCGUGCAGCAGCUUCAGGCUGAUGCCAAUGGCGGUUGCUACGAGAUUCUUCCUUUGCAGACGGUGCAUGUCCGGGCCCAAGCACAGCUUGAAGCUCUCGGCAACAGUGCAGAUGUGGACGUGCUUGAACCCAACAUGAAUGCCACCGCUCCUGAUCAUAUGGUCUUUCGUGUGUUGCACGGUGCCCCUGAAAACCUGAAGCUUGCCCCAGGCAGUGUUGCUCUCAAACCAAUCUUUCCCAAAGGGUCUUCCGUCGUUACUGUGCAUGACAUCAUUCACGAUGAUGAGUCAAGCCCUGCAGUAAACAUGAGCGCUUUGGCAGCUCCCCAGCUGUUGAAAGAUUUGGAGCACUGUCCACUUUCCACGCUGCGUGAGCAUCUCCGUGUCUGGAAGGUGUCAGGAAAGGUUCAGUACACGUUGCCGUGCGUUGGGUUUCCAGGGCAUGAGGUGCUGUCUUGUGUGACUGCCAUUUUGGAUGCUAAAGCAUUGCCUGAUGAGCCGUAUGUCCAGCCACCAUUGUCUUCAGCACAGAUGUGUCGAGCACUUGCACAGAAUGGGCUUCUCCAGAUCUUGAAUCCUGCCCCGGGUCGGGAUUCUGCACUUGUGCGCUUUACACAGGAAGGUGUUCGCAGUUUGCGAGUUGUCACAGCUUUGGGCAAUCCCGCACCAGUUUGCAGCAUGAGCAGCCAACCUUCCAAGAAUUGGGAUGUGAUGGAGCUGAUGUUGGCUAUGGAGAAUGAUGGUUGGGUAUGGCAGCCCCUCCCGAAGAGUAAGUCAGCAAAACAAGCGUUGUGCUACAAGCCAGGCGAUGCCAAGGUCUGGUAUUCCUUGUCACACUUUGUCAAUAAGACUUACUUGCAGUGUCUGCUGAAAGCAGAGAACAUCUUUGCCGCUGGUGCUGUCGACAGAAUACCGCACUGGACAACAAGUCCCUCUGCAGUUUACACAGCCAUUCUUGCAGGAAAGCCAAUCCCCAUGCCAAGCACCGAACAGCAAGGGUUGUUGGAUGACGACGAUGUUGACAUUGGUGACCAUGCUGUGCAGGAUGAUGUGCAUCAGGGUCUUGAGCCCGCUCUUGCUGGUUUGGAGGUUCUUGAAGGUGCGGGCAGUGCCGAGGGUCGGGAUGAAGAGCACGAUGAAUUGGUGCAUGAGCUGGAGCGGUUGAUUGAUCAAGCCGAUAGCGAAGAUGAAGUUGUGGGGCAGGAUGCCAGGUCAGAGGACGACGGAGGCGGUAUUGGCUCUGUGCCGUUGGAUGAAGCUGAGACUUCAGAAGCAAUGCUUCCACCCCCACCUCCCCCCGCCGCCCCACCUCCCGGGUUGCCACGCAACAGGCCGGCUGAGGAAGACAAUGUCUCCGUGGAUUCGGAGCUCGAAAAACCCCCGGCCUGGGGGGUCUUCCGCAUCAACCUGAAGCAACCUGCUGCCGCAAGGGUUCACGGCGGGUAUGAAGCUCGUUGCCCAUUUCAUCGCAAGUCAGCCAAGACUGAUUGCAAGAAGUUCGUGUCGAUUCGCGGCAGCACUGCAGCCGACAAAGACAAUGCUCUUCGUGCCUUGAAAGCUUGGUGCAACUGUGCGGAAUCAUACAACCGCCAGAGGGAUCACAUCCAGCAUUUUGUUUCUCCCGAAACAGCGCCGUCCCAGGCAGUCUUGGAUGCAGGGCUCAUAACGCAAGCUCCCCCCGGCCGUCCUCGCACGGAUGAGGAGCUAGAUCGGGAGCGUGACGCAGCAGCCGCUGCUCUGCCUGCUCAUGAUGCUCAUGCUGAUGGUGGGGCUGUUGGUGUUGGGGGUGCUGCCGGUGCUGCCGUGUCAUCUGCAAAAGCCAAAGCCAGGGGUCGCGGGUCCGGUGCAGAAGCGGAGCAGGAUCCGCGCGGGGCCGCGGGAGAUCGAGUGCCAGAGUCGCCAGGCCAGGCCGCCGUCCGACGAAGCUGCGUCGGAUCCGCCGAGUUCUUCUUCCUCUUCGAGUUCCAGCUCGAGCAGCUCUUCAUGAGGCAUUGGGUCAUUCAGCUGAGAUUGAUGGUCAGGUCAGAUGAGAUAUGCUUUUAUUCGAUUGAUGCGGGUGGCUGGUGCAACAGCUACCCAGGCCACACGGGUAGCAAGCGACGGGCGGAGCCUAGCAGUGACAAGAAGUCAAAGGCCUCCACAACUCCCAAAGAUAAGCGUGGGCGAAGCAAGACAAGAUCGGGAAAGCCGGCAAAGAGAGACUCCCGUGGCACAGGGCGUCAUGAGAAGCGACAGACAAAAGAGAAGGGAAAGAAGCACUGCAAGUCCUGUGGUAAGUCGUUACCCUUGUCAAGCUUUGCCAUAAACCAGAGCAACUGCCUGGACUGCAAGAAAUGCUUGGACGUCUUGUCCAAGAAGUGCCGUGCGUGCGGAAAAAGCGCCUGGUUGGCAGAGGUGAAACAGUGUCCCAAGCGCCUCAAAGCCUUGAUCAACGCUUACCGGGCGGCUGUCGUGGAAGCAAAAUCAAAAGGACAGAAGACCGCGACCUUCAGCGUCAUUACAUACAUCGAAACAACCAAAGCCUCGUCAGCAGUUGAAUCCGUCGCAAGAGGCACCAUGAUGUGGCAGGACCAGGCGGUGGAACACUUUCAAACCCCAGCAGGAGGAUCUUUGUCGAAAGCCGCAGCAGAGGCGAAGUGGAAAUCCAUGUCUGAUUCAGCUGAAGCUGAUGGAACGAUCACGGAUACAUUGGGACCCAAGCAGGCUCCACUCAGGCUCAGGAUCCACAUUGGCGACGAUGUUAACUUCGUCAACAAGUACAGCCGCUCUAAGCCCCUCAGCUUCACAACGAGGCGUGUGGAGGCUGUGGGGGCCACAAAGAAGAAGGGCACAGAGGAGGAUGUGAGAAAACUUGGCAAGAAUCUCAUGCUCAGCCAUGAGAGUGUUGCCGGUGCCCGUGCCUUGUCAGAUGUGGCGAACGACCUUGCUGGUGGUCUUGGAAUGGAAGGUCACGCAGCGGCUCUGGGAGAUGUCGAAGCCCUUUGCCCGGCUUCAGAGCCGGAGGCAUCUGAUGACUCGGGGAGUGGCGACGACUCGGAAAAGUCUGCGGGCGAGGACAAGCCGGCAGGUCGAAAAUCGUGGUUCGACCGUGAUCGCGAGGUCAACAAGGCAGCCAAGAUUGCUAAGGGUAUCCUGGAGAGACUGUGCGAGCUAUCCAAAGGCGAGCUGCAGAAGAUGGUUGCCGCUAAGCGCGAGUAUGAUUCUCUCCGUGCAAAGGAUAAAAAGCAAUUGGAAGGAGAUCAUGCUAUCAUGCUCGGCAGGCAGAAAUGCCUGGAAGCAGUGCUUGAUGGUCCUAGUGCACUUGCCAACUACAUCAGCAGCUUCGAUGCAGCGGCUGAUGACAAAGGUUCCGUGAAAUCUGAGUCCGUCAAGGCUUUGGGCUCGGCUUCCCCAUCGCGAACCUUCCGCGACCUGCGGGCUUUCUCAGACUGGGAGAUUCAACUUGACAAGAUCAAUGAGUGUGAAUCCGUGGAGGCCAUUGAAGAGCAGAAGGCGAUCCUGCAGAAGGACUUCAAGAACCCAAUCGCUGACUUGGUCAGCGCCGCCAAAUCCGCUUUGUCUGACCUUCAGCGAGGCCUGAAAGUCGUCAAGAAAGCUGCUGCGGGUGCAGCUGCCAAGGCAGCAUCGGGAACAAGCAAAAAAAAGGCCACUGCAUCAGUGCACGGCCCAGCCAAGCUAUUCCAGGCUGCCGACCACAUGGCUUCUGUGUCAGUGAUAGCAGAGGGCGAGGAGUUGAGUGAUUUCGACAGCCCCGCAAUCAUCCGCUCAACUCCUGAGAAGUUAAGCGAGUUCGAAGCGAGCCAUCCAAUCAAGAAGGCCAUCAUGCAGGAGUUUGCGCAGUUGUUCAGUGCACAAGCAAGUGCACAGCGGGUGGACCGAGCACACAAAAGGUUUGCUGCAAACACAGACGUCUACCACGCCAUGGCAUCGAGGAUGGGUUCCUUGCUUCGUCAAGCCGGGCCGUGCUCUUCCCCAGAAAUCCCCCAAGAUGUCAAGGCCGCGAUGGACGUGCAAGCGGUCAUUGUUGCAAAGAAUGUCAUCAAGAUUGCCACGGAGAAGCAUCAGUCAGGUUGGGCACUUACUUGA
Molecule: messenger RNA, 7308 nt
Organism: Symbiodinium sp. CCMP2592
Lineage: Eukaryota; Dinophyceae; Suessiales; Symbiodiniaceae
Source: the annotation of a GenBank genome assembly